Messenger RNA from Moesziomyces antarcticus, 1779 nucleotides. Its product is annotated as transporter C530.15c. Gene Ontology annotation, biological process: transmembrane transport. The record is from RefSeq and is a predicted model, not a curated record. NCBI's taxonomy places the organism in Eukaryota, Fungi, Basidiomycota, Ustilaginomycetes, Ustilaginales, Ustilaginaceae. Bases 1 to 1779 code for a protein of 592 amino acids. Gene Ontology annotation, molecular function: transmembrane transporter activity. The transcript has a single exon.
AUGUCCUCUCCCGUAGACUCCGUGGCGGACCCGGACCAGUACACGCUCCGCAAGACUCCCUUCCGACUUCACGUUACGCCGUUCGGCGAGAUCCUCAACAAAAAGUACGACGGUGCCGGCACCAAGGAUGACCCCUAUCUGGUAGAGUGGCUGCCUAGCGACGCCGAGAAUCCGCAAAACUGGCCCGCCUACUACAAAUGGCUGCUCACCAUCCAGGUCGCCAUCGCCACCCUCUCGGUCGCGUUAGCCUCGAGUGCCUACUCGGGGGCUGUCGAAUCCUUGCAGGCGCAGUUCCAUCCGUCCAAACAGAUCAUCCUCACCCUCGGCGUUUCGCUCUUUGUGCUCGGCUUCGCCUUCGGCCCCCUCUUUUGGGCACCCUUCUCCGAGGUCGUCGGUCGUCGAAACCUCUUGAUCUUCACCUAUGCCGUCUUCACCAUGUGGCAGGCCGUCUCGAUCGCCUCGCCCAACAUCGAAUCGCUCAUCGUCUUCCGCUUCCUUUCGGGCUUCUUUGGUUCUAGCCCGCUCGUCAACACCGGCGGUACGCUCGCCGACAUGUUCAACGCGAACCAGCGUGGCCUCGCCAUGGCCAUCUUUGCCAGCGCGCCCUUCCUCGGCCCCGCGCUCGGCCCCAUCACCGGCGGCUUCCUCGGCGAGUCGGCCGGCUGGAAGUGGGUCAUCGGCUUCCUCGCCAUCUUCGCUGCGAUCAUCACCGUCCUGGGUGCCAUCUCCAUGCCCGAGACCUACGCUCCCGUUCUCCUACGAUGGCGCGCCCGGAAGCUCAGCGAGGUCACCGGUCGCCACUACAUCUGCAAGCUCGACAAGGGUCGCGACCUUCGCCUCAAGACCCAGUUCAAGGUGGCCCUUAGCCGUCCCUGGCUCUUGCUCUUCUACGAGCCCAUCGUUAGCCUGUUAAGUUUGUACAUUGCGGUCAUAUACGGUGUGCUCUACGGACUCUUCGCCGCUUUCCCCAUUGUCUUCCAAAAAGGCCGAGGAUGGAGCCCAGGCAUCGGCGGACUCGCUUUCCUUGGUGUCUUGGUCGGUAUGCUCAUCGCGCUCGCCUAUAUCAUCUUUUUCGAGAACCCGAGGUACAUCCGGAUCGCGAACAAAUUCGGUGGAAUUGCCCCACCCGAAACCCGACUCGUCCCCGCCAUGAUUGGCGCCGUGGCCAUUGUAAUUGGUCUCGCCAUCUUUGCCGCCACUGACAGCCCAGACCUCCCGUGGAUCGCGCCCAUCAUCGGCGGCGGUCCGUUCGGUCUCGGCAUGGUUCUCAUCUUCUUGUCGACCAUGUCCUAUCUCACCGACGCCUAUCUGAUCUACGCCGCCUCGGUACUCGCAUCCAACAGCGUGAUCCGUUCGCUGUUCGGCUUCGCCUUCCCGCUCUUCACCUCGGACAUGUACCAGAUCGGCGGAAAGAACGGCAUCCACUGGGGUCCGGCUAUCGCGGGCCUGCUCGCGCUGAUCUGCCUGCCCUUCCCCUUCAUCUUCUACAAGUACGGCGCGCACAUCCGCGAGCGCUGCAAGUACGCCUCGGAGGCCAAGCAGAUGCUCGAGCAGAUGCAGUCUUCGUCCAAGGCCAAGCAGCCCGCCCAGGCUGUCAAGCACGACGACGUCGACCUCGAGGGCGGCGAGAAGACGGCGCGCACCGACAGCAACUCGGACAGCGCCAAGGCGGCCACCACCACCCGCCCCAGCCUCGAGGUGGACCCCAGCACCCAGGCGCAUACCCCGGACAACGAGUCGCACUCGGGCUCCGAAAGUUCGCAUCACGGCACGCGCUGA